Molecule: messenger RNA, 2974 nt
Organism: Harmonia axyridis
Lineage: Eukaryota; Metazoa; Arthropoda; Insecta; Coleoptera; Coccinellidae
Product: cytoplasmic dynein 2 intermediate chain 1
Exons: 6
Coding region: 217-2898 (893 amino acids)
Biological process (GO): intraciliary transport
Cellular component (GO): cytoplasmic dynein complex
Molecular function (GO): dynein light chain binding; dynein heavy chain binding
Source: RefSeq, a predicted model, not a curated record
AGUCAGGUCACCUUCAACAAUAUAGUCUUCGGAGAACGCAUUUACUCAACUAUAUUUUUAUAUCGAUUAUUUCACCAGCUGAAUUAACUAGACCAUGAAAGACUCCCCCUUUCAGAAAUAUCGAUUAUUUCACCCAGUGAGCGACCACCAUAGCAUUCUGUCUGCGAUGACAGUUCUGACUCGUUCGUGAAAUAGAAUUUCCUUCGACGUUUAUGUAUGUCAACCAAACCAAAAAACGUAAACGGAAAAACAGCUACGCCAAGAAUCCAGACAAAACCAAAAAGGCCGACUGCGGAUAAGAAACCCGAAUCCGUUCGAAAUGUCGAGGAAAAAACCGUCGAAAAAAAAAUCAGAAAUGAAAAAAAUAAAGUUCAGUCGCAAGCUUCAAAAGAAGAAAAAGAAAAGAAGAAAACAACUGGGCUGAUAGCCAAAGAUACCAAACACUCAGCGAGGAAACCCCAAUCAGUAAAAUCCAAGAGUAGUAUUUCUAGCGAUCGCACAACAGCAUCCCAAAACUCCAGGAUAGUCAAAACCCAAUAUUUUCCCAGCAAGAACAACUACGCUGAGAUGCUCCAACAUUUGAACAAAUACGAGAAGGGAUCUGGCGAUGGGAAUAAGAAAAGAGCUCACGUCGUAAAGAAAACAUUGCCAACCACCAAACCAGGAGUACUCAGCCGAGAAGAAUCCUCAGAGUCCAUCUCAACCUCGGAAAGACCAAGAACAUCGACUCUAAGGAAAGGGAGUAUAGUGAAUGAGAACAUAGCGGGACCCGAGGUACCCAAAAUACUAACUCCUAUCAUUCCUCCAGAGCAACCUACGAAUGAAGAAGCUGAAGAUGAUGCAGAAUACGAAGAUGACUUCGACUCGUACGAGUCUGACUUCGAGAACGUCAGCAGCUCUGACUCAACAAUUCACAACAUUUCCGAAAUAUCAACAGAGAGUACAUCAUCGUUUUCGAGCGAUGGACAACCAUCCAACCAAGCGACACCUUCAUCAGGAAAGGAUCUGGAGAGGAAGCUGGAUUCCGGGAAUUUCGACCUGAAGGAGGAAAAGAAGAAACAGGAGUUCUCCAACUUGCAAGACCUCGUCGAGAAAGACAACAUGAGACUGAGAAGACCAGAGAGCAACAUCAGAAGCAAUUUCACAUCCCUUUCAGAUGAAGGCUUCGAGGAGGCUAAAUCUCUUCAGUUCCUGAAUUUCGUGAGCGCUAAGAAGAGGAACGAGAGGAGGAGGAGUUUGGAGAUUCGCAAAAAACGUGGCGAAGAACUCUUGAACAUGAUCAAGUUGGACUGCGUUAGUUUCACAGUUUUCGAUACGCCGCCAGUGCCUUAUGAAGAAUUCAUCGAGAGAUACGGCAACGUCAACAGUAUGCAGAUUGGGGUGCAGACAGGGGAGGAGAACGUCGAAGACGAGGUCCAAACAGAUACCAUAGAAACCUGCGAGAAAUGGGUGCAGAUGCCACCGCAUGUUUCCAAGGAUUCUCCCUAUAGUUACAAGUUCGAGAGACUUGGUGUUGGUCCUUCAUUAGACCAAAUGCAGGAAGAAAAGGCUCAGGUUGAACCCCAGUUCAACGAGUACAGACUGGAGAAGUUCCUGUCGAACACCGGUGGACUGAUCUUGGAUAUCUUGAAAGAGAGAGAAUUUAGAUCGGGUUCUACGACCAGAAAAAAAUCUGGAAAUAAGUUCAGCGAAACUACUGUUCUCUUCAAGCCACCUUCUGAGUUUUCUGGGAGGAGAAAAAUAAGUCAUGUAGUAUCUAAUCCGAAGAAUCCCUCUCAGUUCUUGUCGGUUCAUGUUGGCGAGGAUGCUGCUGAUCUUUCUAAGAGUUUUGUGUAUGUGUGGAACAUAAACGAUGCCUUGCCUGAGAUUUACAUGGCUUGCUAUGGGAAGAUAACGAGUUGUUGUUUCGGAAAGGUUACGGGUACUGUUUUUGCCGGUCUUCAAAAUGGGUCAUUGGUGAUUUGGGAAACCUCAGAAAAUAAGGCGUUGGUGAGGAAUAUUUGUCCAAUGAUUGAAGGAGAUGUUUACCUCCAAUCUCCUACAUUUGUGACUGAUAUCGAGAAAAGUCAUUGUUGUUGCGUUGUAGCUAUAAGUUGUGUAAUGGAAACGAAUGUCCUAGACAUAUUUAAUGAGGAAGAAUCAACGUGGAAAAUUUUCAGUUUAGAUCAGGAAGGUACUAUUGUGAUAUGGAAUGUUAUGGCAAAGCAAAAGUUGGAUGUCAGACAUAACGGUGGAAUUGCCUACUGGGGCGGAAUAAUAAUGAUGAAAAAUUUCGCAGUCAGUUUGAAAGACUUUUUAAUCGAUAAGGACGAACUUUUAUGCAGUGAUAUGUUUGUUCAUAGUGCGGAUUCGGGAUCUAUAUUCAUUGCAACAAACUACGGCAGUAUAUUGCAAUGCGAAUUGAAUAAAGAAAAAACUCACGUGAAGAUACAUACAUCAGAUAUAUCCUCACCCGUAAAGUGCCUUGUUCCAUGUCCAUUUUCGGAUGAAUAUUUUUUAGCCGGUAUGGAGAACGGAAACAUUCUCUUGUAUUCUAGCAAUAACCCGAAACCUUUAAUGAUCGUAACCAACAAGGAAAGUAAAAAAGUUGAUGAUUCAAUCGAAGAGAUUCAGUGGUCCUUGGAGAAACCUUGUAUAUUUUACACCAAGAACUCCAGUAACAUUAUCGACACCUGGGACCUGAGCAGAAGUAGUAUGUUCCCCAUAGAAUCAUCGAAUUUCGAACAGGAAAUAACUUGUAUGAGAUUAUCUACUAACAAACUGGAAAAAGCAUACAUGAUAACCUCUACAGACACCUCUAUCAGCGUGCAUUUUCUGAACCAAGAGCAUAAAAAAGAAAGCGAAGAACAACAUAAAAAAGAGACUAAAACUUUUUUAUCAUGUGUAAGCAGGUUAUGAGAAGGAGUUAUGGGAAGGUAAUAAUGGAAUCAAAAGAGGAUGUUUUAUUAAAGAAUAAAAUCGAUUUUCUAAAGAG